Molecule: messenger RNA, 1048 nt
Organism: Theileria equi strain WA
Lineage: Eukaryota; Apicomplexa; Aconoidasida; Piroplasmida; Theileriidae
Product: ADP-ribosylation factor GTPase-activating, putative
Exons: 6
Coding region: 98-1048 (316 amino acids)
Molecular function (GO): GTPase activator activity
Source: RefSeq, a predicted model, not a curated record
GUGUAGAAGUAAAAGAAUCCAAUUCACAUCCAUAUAUCUGUAGUAUGCAAAGGAUUUGGUAGGAUAAUGUACAAGUACAAUUAAGUGUUCUGUAAGAAUGUCUGGGACUGAUUUUAUUGGCAAAGUUUGUUCCAUUGACGGGAACAACUUUUGUGCCGACUGUGGUAGCAGGGCGCCGAGAUGGGCAAGCGUAAAUUUGGGUGUACUACUCUGUAUAAAUUGCUCUGGGAUUCAUAGAACUCUGGGUGUACAUCUGUCCCAAGUAAAAUCUCUCACACUAGAUAACCUCAAGCCUGAGUGGAUAAAGGUUCUUAUGAGUAUUGGAAAUGAAGUUGCUAACGCGUACUACCUCCACAAAUUACCCCCAAAUAUACCGAAAUAUCAUGUAACUACGGCACCAAGCGAUAUGGAAGUGUGGAUAAGAAAUAAGUAUGAGAAACGUAUAUACUCUAUGGAUGGAAUAGAAGAACCGUGUACAUUAUUAGCAAAGGGAUAUAAUCCACGUGAUAUUAUACUAAAUAAAUCGGCUAAUUUUUCUAGGGCACCAAUGGCAGCUCAAACGAGGCCACAUCAAGCAGAUGAUAAAAGUCGACAAACAAAUAUUUUCGAUUUUGAUAACCAAGUUAAUCCAGUCCUUAAUCAAUCGGGAAACGCAGGAAGUUAUGGAUUACCCGGGGACUUCAAUCCGUUUUCUAACGAAACCUCGCAGAAAGUUACUGAUGAGUACUGGCCAAGUGGACCUGGCAACAACAAAAAUACAGUGAAACCGCCUAGGGGUGCACCAAAUUCAUCGUCACCACACAUGGAUAUCACAGAUCCAGAUAAAUUACGCGAUGCAAAAAUUGAUGCAGCUAAACAUUCCAUCGCUAAAUUAUUCCAAAAUCCAUCCCAAAUAGGGUUCAAAAAUAGUUCGUACCAACAAACUGUAAGCAUUAUACACCCGCAAAAAAUUCGUUUUCAGAAACCAAAUUGUGUUAGCGAUGGUACUUUAGAUUUCGAUCUCAGUGAAAUUAAAGAAAAAUUAGCAAACUUCAACAAAAACCUCUAA